Messenger RNA from Rotaria sp. Silwood2, 3042 nucleotides. NCBI's taxonomy places the organism in Eukaryota, Metazoa, Rotifera, Eurotatoria, Philodinida, Philodinidae. The record is from the annotation of a GenBank genome assembly.
AGUAUAACGACAAAACAUCGUAUUGUUCGGGCCGAUUAUGGGGUUUGUAGGGACCCUCUUUCAUAUGGCCCGAACAACACCAUGUUCUGUCCGUAUAAUAGUAGAGUGAAUUUUUCCUGUAGGUCAUGGAAACGGCAUUUUCUAUCAAUCACUAGAAAAAUUCACUCCGCUAUUAUAAGGACAAAACAUAGUGUUGUUCGGACCGAUUAUAUGGUUUGUAGGGUUCCUCUUUCAUAUGGCUCGAACAACAGUAUGUUUUGUCUGUAUAAUAGCGGAGUGAAUUUUUCCUGUGGUGGCCAGAAAAAGCUGAUUCCAUGAGCCACAGGAAAAAUUCACUCUACUAUUAUACGGACAGAACAUGGUGUUGUUCGGGCCAUAUGAAAGAGGGUCCCUACAAACCCCAUAAUCGGCCCGAACAAUACUAUGUUUUGUCCUUAUAAUAGUGGAGAAAACCUUUCCUGAUUCAUUUUUAUACCUAUACUUAAAAGUUAAAUAUCUCCCUCUAGGCAAGCCAUUAGCAGCUAAUAUUUUAACCCUGUUAGUUUCUCGGUGAGAGCUUUCAUUUGACCCGAAUAUGUGGCAUCUCCUUAAGUUACAGUACAAACACCUCCAUUGUCAGUAAAAUAGUCAAUACUCUUUAAUAGUAGGUGAUCAGAUUGAAUCCUUUUAAUCUUUUCUUAAUCUGAUUGAGACACCUAGUCGUAGUCUUAAUAUGAAGUUGAACUGCAUCUGAUAAUUGAAUAUAUUUCCUCGUGAAAUAAUUUUCUAUUUGAUUUUGCUUGAGAAUCUUUGAAAAUCUCAUGAAGUCUUUUGUCGCGAUGCUUAAAGUUAUUAAACUUUAUAAUUCUGUAGAGAUGACACUUUUUUUUAUAAAAUUUAAUAAUGAACUAGAUUGUCGCUAUGACCCAAAUGAAGCUAUAAGCAUUUUUCUAGGCACUACUUGUAAAGUAAACUACUCUGUCGUAAAAAUUCAAUUUUUUAGGAAAUAGAUCCCUUGUUCGUGGAUGUACGAGAACUCAAAAUGUACAUUUUGUACUGCAGAUUUUAUUCUAUCAGCUGAUAGAUAAAACAAACAUGUCAAACCUUUGUUUCGGAUUACAAUUCGGUAAUAUGCAAAAAAAAAACAUAAUACUUUUACCAAAACUAAUUUUUCAGGUCGUUUAGAAGAUUUUCUCAUUAUUGCCAUAUAAAAAAAAGCAACAGAAAGAAAAUUUCUUAGUUUAUUUUUACGAAAAGUGGAUAACUUAGACUUCAAUGACAAAGUAUUUAACCGUUAGACAUGGUUCCAUGAAAGGUGCUCCCCGGACAGAUUCGCCCGCGACAGUUGCUCCCCAGCGACAUUUGCUCUCGAGGCCCAGAUCAAGCCCAAAUCAAAACCGAAACUCACUCUUUGUCUUGCCCUCUCCCACACUUACAUCCCCAUCCACAUCUACGCCCUCACCCUCACUCAGACUUGCGCCUACACUCUAACCUAUUCAGGGAGCAAGUGUCGUUGGGGAGCAAGUGUCCGGGGAGCACCAUUCGUGUUACCAUUAGACAUAUCUAAUGAUUAGGAGGUUUUUUAUUACACUUGUUUUAUUGAGAAGAUAUAUUUUGAAUAAUGUUUAAUAUUCUGAUAUAUAUUUAUAGCGUGAAUUGGCACGUCAAACUCAAACGGUAAUAUCAAAUAUCUGUGAACAUGCGCACAAAACUGGAUUUCCAUUACUAAGAACAGUAGCUUGUGUUGGUGGUACAGCUAUGAAAGAUCAAUUAGAAACAAUAAAAAAUGGUGUACAUAUUAUUGUAGCAACACCUGGACGUUUAAUGGAUAUGCUUGAUAAGAAAUUACUCUUUUUGGAUGUUUGUCGAUAUUUAUGUUUGGAUGAAGCCGAUCGAAUGAUUGAUCUUGGUUUUGAAGAAGAUGUUCGAAAUAUAAUUUCACAUUUUAAAGCACAACGACAAACAUUAUUAUUUUCAGCUACAAUGCCAAAAAAAAUACAAAAUUUUGCUAAAAGUGCAUUAGUUAAACCAAUAACAAUUAAUGUUGGUCGAGCAGGUGCCGCCAGUUUGGAUGUUAAACAAGAAGUUGAAUAUGUUAUGCCAGAAGCACGAAUUAUGUCAUUAUUAUUAGCAUUACAAAAGACUCCACCACCGGUUUUGAUUUUUGCUCAACGAAAACAAGAUGUUGAUGCUAUUCAUGAAUAUUUAUUAUUGAAAGGUGUUGAAACAGUUGCAAUACAUGGUGGAAAAGGUAUAAUUAUGAGAUUUAUUAUUCUUUUUUUUUCCUACGAAAAUUUACUGAUCGAUAACGAUAGAAAAGAAAAUAGAAAUCAAAUAGCAGACACUGUUAUUCAAAAGCAUUACUGAACAGCAAGUUGAAUAGAACAUAAUAACGAGCAAAGAAUGUUGCAGGACGUAAGACCUGUAAGAUAUUCAAGGCAUAUAAUUGAUUGUAAAUUCAAUGAAGUUCCGGUCUAGUAGUGAAAUUCUUUUUUUACUAUCAAUAGUAGUCAGAAGAGUAUGUCAUACCAGUGAGUAGUACUUCAGUAGAAGGAUUGUUUAGCUAACGAGAGAAUCAUACCAGGUGAUACAUUGUGUAAGACAAGUUGAUAAUAUAAGAAGCCCAGAAUGGUUCUUCCUCAUGUGCUUACUUUUUUGUGUACUCAAAAAGUGAGUACACUCUAGAAUCGGUCAGUAUGUCCGUCCGGCUGUUAGCACGAUAACUUUUGAAAGGAGAGUCCAAUCGCGAUGAAAUUUUCUACACAGUUCAGUCUUAACAAUGUCUCGGUCGAGUUCGAAGAUGAGAAGAAUUGGCUGAACCAUUCAUGAGUUAUUGGAAAAAUACUCAUUUUUUCCUAUGGCUUCCUAUGCGAAAAUCGACCCAUCCCCGCUUUCGUAAAAAACUUUUCCUAUCAUACUCAAAUAAAACCCCAACUAUUAUUUACCAUUCGAUAGAGAAUUUUACGAGCUACAAAAUGGUAUAUAAAACAUAAAGAAACACGAAGGCUAACUCACCUAUUGCCAAGAUAAUCAGACGGAAAUAGGUUCUGUUUUCGUCCACGC